This is a messenger RNA of Stegostoma tigrinum, 5802 nucleotides long. Its product is annotated as V-type proton ATPase 116 kDa subunit a 1. The transcript has 22 exons. Bases 324 to 2864 code for a protein of 846 amino acids. The record is from RefSeq and is a predicted model, not a curated record. Gene Ontology annotation, cellular component: vacuolar proton-transporting V-type ATPase complex; plasma membrane; vacuolar proton-transporting V-type ATPase, V0 domain. Gene Ontology annotation, biological process: proton transmembrane transport; vacuolar acidification. NCBI's taxonomy places the organism in Eukaryota, Metazoa, Chordata, Chondrichthyes, Orectolobiformes, Stegostomatidae. Gene Ontology annotation, molecular function: proton-transporting ATPase activity, rotational mechanism; ATPase binding.
GAUCUCUCUCUCUGUUGAAAAUGUGUGUGCUGUGUCUUCGAAUCGAUUGGGAACGAUGGUUGGGAGGAAGACAGUAGUUGCUAGCAUUGAUUGCCUGAUUGCGGCGCAGUGGGAUACCUUCGACCGGUUGACGUUGGCCCGAGUGGGGGAUUUGGGGUGCGGUGGUGAUGGACGGGGACAUGGAGGGUCUCUGGCCUAUACAGGCUGGUGAGGGCUGACCUCGACCUGAACGGUCUCUCCCGUUCGGGCUUCGGAUGUAAUUCUGCUUGAUCAAAAGAAACAUUACUUCGUGAAAACUGUUGAUAUCACUCCAGUGAUUCAUUAUGGGGGAACUAUUCAGGAGUGAGGAGAUGACACUUGCACAGCUUUUCUUACAGUCAGAAGCUGCUUACUGUUGCGUCAGUGAACUUGGAGAGCUCGGGAUGGUCCAAUUUCGAGAUUUAAAUCCAGAUGUGAAUGUAUUUCAGCGCAAAUUUGUAAAUGAGGUUCGGCGUUGUGAAGAAAUGGAUCGUAAGCUACGAUUUGUUGAAAAGGAAAUCCGAAAAGCAAACCUUGUCAUUUUGGACACUGGAGAGAAUCCUGAAGUCCCUUUUCCUCGAGACAUGAUUGACUUGGAGGCAACCUUUGAGAAACUUGAAAAUGAACUGAAGGAAAUCAAUACUAACCAGGAGGCGUUAAAACGUAAUUUCUUGGAGCUGACUGAGCUGAAAUAUAUUCUACGGAGAACCCAACAAUUCUUUGAUGAGGCUGAAUUGCAUCAUCAGCAGAUGUCUGAUCCAGACCUAUUGGAGGAAUCGUCUUCCCUGCUGGAGCCAAGUGAGCUGGGACGCGGUGCCCCCUUGAGACUUGGCUUUGUGGCUGGAGUGAUAAACCGAGAGAGGAUCCCUACCUUUGAACGGAUGUUGUGGCGUGUGUGCAGAGGAAAUGUCUUUCUACGCCAAGCUGAAAUUGAAAACCCCUUGGAGGAUCCUGUAGCUGGAGGUCAAGUAGACAAAUCUGUCUUCAUCAUCUUUUUUCAAGGUGACCAGUUGAAAAAUCGAGUGAAGAAAAUUUGUGAAGGGUUUCGAGCCUCCCUCUAUCCCUGCCCAGAAACUCCUAACGAAAGGAAAGAAAUGUUGGCUGGUGUCAACACACGAAUUGAUGAUCUUCAAAUGGUCUUAAAUCAGACUGAGGAUCAUCGUCAGAGGGUUCUGCAGGCAGCUGCAAAGACUAUUCGUGUAUGGUUUAUUAAAGUACGAAAAAUGAAGGCCAUCUAUCAUACCCUUAACCUCUGUAAUAUUGACGUAACUCAAAAAUGCCUAAUUGCUGAAGUCUGGUGUCCAGUUACUGACUUGGAUUCAAUUCAGUUUGCCCUCCGCAGGGGUACGGAACGCAGUGGAUCAACAGUCCCAUCUAUCUUGAACAGGAUGCAAACGAACCAAACUCCUCCAACUUACAACAAAACCAACAAAUUUACUUACGGCUUUCAAAACAUUGUGGAUGCGUAUGGAAUUGGCACCUAUAGAGAAAUUAAUCCUGCUCCAUACACAAUUAUUACCUUCCCUUUUCUCUUUGCUGUUAUGUUUGGGGAUUUUGGCCAUGGCGUCUUGAUGACUGCUUUCGCUGUGUGGAUGGUGUUGAGAGAGAGCCGCAUAUUGUCGCAGAAAAGUGAAAAUGAGAUUUUCAGCACUGUCUUCAGUGGUCGCUACAUUAUUUUACUGAUGGGGAUUUUCUCUGUGUAUACUGGCCUAAUAUACAAUGACUGCUUCGCAAAGACGCUCAACAUGUUUGGUUCGUCAUGGAGUGUUAGACCGAUGUUUCAGCCAGUAGGAAACUGGACGGACAAAACCCUUCAAGGUAAUCAACAUCUUCAGCUGGACCCUGCUCAGCCUAACGUCUUUAAUGGGCCAUACCCCUUUGGAAUAGAUCCCAUAUGGAAUAUUGCUACAAACAAACUUACGUUUCUUAACUCCUUUAAAAUGAAGAUGUCAGUGAUAUUGGGUGUUGUUCAUAUGGUCUUUGGAGUGUCUCUCAGCCUCCUGAAUCACAUAUAUUUCAAAAAGCCACUGAACAUCUAUUUUAGCUUUAUUCCCGAAAUAAUUUUUAUGUUGUGUUUGUUUGGCUAUCUUGUCAUCCUCAUCUUUUACAAGUGGACUGCUUAUGAUGCUAGCACGUCGAAAGAUGCUCCCAGUCUUCUCAUCCACUUCAUCAAUAUGUUCCUAUUCAGUUACAAUGAUAAAACCAUGAAGUAUCUGUAUAAAGGACAGCGAGGUCUCCAGUCCUUCUUGGUGAUUGUAGCUUUGCUGUGUGUUCCAUGCAUGCUUGUGGUGAAACCACUGGUACUGCGCCAUCAACAUUUGCGGAGAAAACAUUUGGGGACACACAACUUUGGAGGAAUAAGAGUUGGGAAUGGACCAACCGAGGAGGAUGCUGAGAUAAUCCAACAUGAUCAGCUUGAUACCCAUUCGGAGGAUGGAGAGGAACCCACUGUGGAAGAAUUGUUUAACUUUGGUGAUGUUGCUGUACAUCAGGCCAUCCAUACCAUUGAGUACUGCUUGGGAUGUGUUUCUAAUACUGCCUCCUACUUGCGGUUGUGGGCGCUGAGUCUGGCUCAUGCACAGCUCUCUGAAGUUUUGUGGACCAUGGUUAUGCACAUUGGACUGUCAAUAAACAGCUUUGGUGGAUCUUUCCUCCUGUUCUUCAUAUUUGCUGCUUUUGCUGUGCUGACAGUGGCAAUUCUCCUCAUCAUGGAGGGUCUUUCUGCAUUUCUGCAUGCUCUUCGUUUGCACUGGGUUGAGUUCCAAAAUAAAUUCUACUCUGGCUCUGGUUACAAAUUUGUUCCCUUUUCCUUUGAAAGCAUUCUCGAAGGAAAGUUUGAAGAGUAAAACUGAAGAUGUAUUAAGUUUCAAGAUCUGUCUGCUUUGUGGUUUGUAAAUGUGUGGUUUGUGAUGUGCAUAUAGAUCAUGUAAUUUAUGCCCUUUAUAACAUAAUGCAAAGUUGUAGCAGAUUUUGAUACUUUUCUGCAUGCACUGAAACCAAAUGUUUUCCUUGUGUGAAUCAAUGCAGUUAUGAAGUAUGACUGUUGCAUUGAAUUGAAUUUGUCCCACUCGAUGUUCACUUAAUGGUUUCUUGAGUAUAAUUGCCUCUUUUCGGUAAACAUGUUCAUAUAGAUAAGCUGUUCACUUUUUGUGUCUUGGAAAGGCUGGGACUAAGCUGACAGUAUUGCAGUAUUAUACCUCCUAGUAAUUUUACACAAUGCAGGAUAAGACUUGUAGCUAGCUACAAAUUUAUUUAUUUAACUUUGUGGGACGUGAAGGGCAAGAUGUUGGUCUUCAGGGAAAAGAUAGGUGAGCACUAGAAUGCAACAUUGGGAUGGUAUUCUUGACCACCACUUAUUAAAAACACUAUGAUACAUAUAACUUACGAUUCAGUUAUAGGAAACUUGACCAUGUGUGGGCACUAUCGGGUAGGGUGAAGGUUCAGUGCACAAAGCACAAUUAUGUAUAGAAAUGUAUUAAUUUUGACUAAGUGACUUCGGUUGUUGCUAAACUUACUCCAGAGAAGAUUUUCAGGAAUUGCAUUCAUGAUGCCCACCUUAGCAACCAGAGUUAAUCAUCUUGCAAUGUAAGGGAAUUCUAAAACGACAUUUAAAGUACUUUGCAGCAUUGCACUAGAAGGAGCAUUGUUCUGCUUGCUGCGCAGUUUCACAUUGUUUUGUUUUUUCCCCCUCUCUGGUUCGAUGGGAAAUGUUAAUCACUUUGAACUGUAUGCUUUAGACCAGUAUCUCAGUUACUGGACUGAACAAACAUCCCAUAUCUUCCCCACAACCCAAGUGACUUACUUUUAAUUCUGGCCACAUUCACUUUUCUCCUAUAGUUAAGGUUUCAACUUUGUUUCACCUAGGUUUAAAGGGAACAUUUGGAGUACUGUGGGGAGAGAGUGACACAUUUUGUUGACUCGGAUAAAAUUGUAAAGCCAUUCAUGUCAGCUGCCUUAGAGACCCUGGUAAUUCUUGGAGAUCUAAAAAUAAAGAACAUCUUCUAUCUGGUUCAGUUUUAAACUUCUAUCAUGGAAUUUUUUAAGACACUCAUACAGUUUGCAGGAAAUUAGUUACCCCCAACCCUUACAUUGGGCAGAUGAGCUGAAUUCCAUCAAUGAAUAGUUGUUACUCUUGGUGUUGGUAUGAGCCCAGAGCCACUUUUUUGUCUCUCCAGAUUCCCAAGAAAAUAUUAUCAAGUUGAAAUCUUCAUACUGAAUUUUUCAUUUAUUGUGCAUUGACCACUCGAACACAGUAUAUCCAGUCCAAAAAUCCGUAAUGAUAUGGUUUUGAUUUCUAUAAUGAUUAACCCAGCAGCAUCUGCAGAGAAGUGGAACAGUUUUUAAUGCAUCAAUUGAAUAAGCCUGUCAUGGCAGUUAUUGGCGGUUGCUGGGCUAUGGGUUAUUUCUGUGAAAUUAUAACACCCUCUGUUAAGUUUUGUUUUUAUAUUUUUGGAAUGACCAAAUUAAUGGAGUACUUUAGUUAAGAGUCAUACAGGUUGAAAACUCCUCAAAUGUACAUCUGGGAUGUACAGUGUGGCAGUCACGCUAACUUGUAUUUGAAUAUUAAAAGGAUUAAAAUAUCAUUUCCCUACCAGUUCCACCCACAAGCCCAUUGGCACCAUUUUUGGGUUGGCCUCUGCAUUGUUUUAUGACCAAUCUUCUUGAUUUUAUUUGAAUGAAUUGUGUCUUCUCAAGGUUUUGUAAAUCAAACAUCUCCUCUUAAGCAUUAAUGGUCAGUUAAUCCAGAUUUGUCUUUCUGCUUGGAUCAUAAUUUUGCAUUGUCAUAGCGACUAUUAAUUUAACUGAAUGUUAAUACAUGUUUCUCCUUAUUAUCUUUGUCUUUGGCAUUUACUUCAUGUAAUGAAAUUUGGUUUUGGCGUGAUACAGAUGUUGAACAUUGGGAAUUCUCCUCUUCUAAUAAUGGUGUUGCCAUUGUAACUUGCAUGGUGUUUCUCUGUGUUGUGUACAAAAUUCAACGGCCAAAUUAAACUUGUCCUCGUUGAUUUAAUCAAAUGAUUUGCACUCAAAAUAUUUGCAUAUCUUUGAAACAUUUGAACCAUUAUAAUCUUUAUUUCAUUUUCUUGCUUUGCUGCAAUAUUUGGUUUUAGAAUUAGAUACUACUGUAGUUUCUGAUAUACUCCUGAAUACAAUGUAUGAAGAAGCCCACUUCUUUUUAAAAAGAAAGGUAUUUGUUUUUGGGACCCCCUUUGACCUGUUGCACAAUGAUCAUGUUUCAUGUCAUUAUGGUGUAGAAGAAGGGAUCGAAACAGCAUUAAAUAAUAUUGUAGUUAAGCUUGUGUAUAGCAAUUUUUGUCAGGAAAAGUCGCCCUUUGUACUUAUUUGUACUAUUCUGAUUUGGGCAUAAAGGCAUGACUAUCUUGCAGAUUAUUCUGCCCUUCAGCCAACUGACCAAUCCACAUGUGUCUGAAUAUUUGAAUUGUACUGGUUGAUGUAUAUUGUAAUAUAAGCUGACUGCAACUCCUGACAGCAAACUAUCAAUAUAUCAAACAUUGUGCCAGCAUGUUACACUAAUUUUGUGUAUGUACUUUCAGAAUGGCUGAGCCACAACUGAUGAAUUCUACCUGUCUGUUAAUACUUGUUUGCUGUUGUGAUUUUUGUUUACAUGUUUUGACUGUUUACAGCUUGUGAUUGUGUGCCCAUUUGAAUCUAAGUUCUUUAGUCACUUUAUGUGAUUAUUUAGAAACAAUUUCAAUCUGAUUGAAGCUUGUGCAUAAUGUCAAUGUAUAUUUAAACAUAGAAUAAAAACAGUGAAAUGUAAAAAUG